AUGGGCAAGAGAGACCCCAACAAGUCGCGGGGCCAGAUGUCCUCGUAUGCCUUCUUUGUGCAGCCGUGCCGCGAGGAGCACAAGAAGAUGCAUCCCGACUCGUCGGUCAACUUUGCCGAGUUCUCCAAGAAGUGCUCCGAGAGAUGGAAGACCAUGUCUGCAAAGGAAAAGUCGAAGUUCGAAGAUUUGGCCAAGAGCGACAAAGCUCGCUGUGACAGGGAGAUGAAGAAUUACGUUCCUCCCAAAGGUGAUAAGAAAGGAAAGAAAAAUGAUCCUAAUGCUACGAAAAGACCAACGUCUGCCUUCUUCCUGUUUUGCUCUGAACAUCGCCCAAAGAUCAAAAGUGAACACCCAGGCCUGUCUAUUGGAGAUACUGCAAAAAAAUUGGGUGAGAUGUGGUCUGAACAGUCUGCCAAAGACAAACAACCCUAUGAGCAGAAGGCAGCUAAACUAAAGGAGAAGUAUGAAAAGAAUAUUGCAGCAGACAGUGCCAAGGGCAAAAGCGAAGUAGGAAAGAAGGGUCCUGGUAGUCCAACAGGCUCAAAGAAGAAGAAUGAACUAGAAGAUGAGGAAGAGGAGGAGGAGGAAAAAGAUGAUGAUGAGGAAGAUGAGGAUGGAGAAUAA
Messenger RNA from Arvicola amphibius (Eurasian water vole), 624 nucleotides. Its product is annotated as high mobility group protein B2-like. Gene Ontology annotation, biological process: regulation of transcription by RNA polymerase II. The coding region runs from base 1 to 624 and encodes 207 amino acids. Gene Ontology annotation, cellular component: nucleus. Gene Ontology annotation, molecular function: DNA binding, bending. NCBI's taxonomy places the organism in Eukaryota, Metazoa, Chordata, Mammalia, Rodentia, Cricetidae. The transcript has a single exon. The record is from RefSeq and is a predicted model, not a curated record.